This is a messenger RNA of Vicia villosa (hairy vetch), 1854 nucleotides long. RefSeq lists its product as uncharacterized. Lineage: Eukaryota; Viridiplantae; Streptophyta; Magnoliopsida; Fabales; Fabaceae. The record is from RefSeq and is a predicted model, not a curated record. Gene Ontology annotation, biological process: DNA integration. The coding region runs from base 1 to 1854 and encodes 617 amino acids. The transcript is spliced from 2 exons. Gene Ontology annotation, molecular function: nucleic acid binding; RNA-DNA hybrid ribonuclease activity.
AUGGGACAACAUGGAUUAAAAAUGAAUCCAUUAAAAUGUGCUUUUUAUGUGCAGGCUGGAGAUUUCCUUGGCUUUGUAGUGCAUAAAAAAGGUAUAGAGGUCAACCAAAGCAAGACCAAAGCCGUUAUGGAUAUUAAACCUCCAUCGACAAAGAAGGAACUUCAAUCUUUAUUGGGAAAGAUAAAUUUCUUAAGGAGGUUUAUAUCUAACUUAAGUGGAAAGACGAAGGCGUUCUCACCACUACUUCGAUUGAAGAACGAAGACUUCAUCUGGCAAAGUCAGCAUCAAGAGGAUUUCGACAAGAUCAAAGAAUAUCUGACGAAACCUCUAGUAUUAGCACCACAUGUCAGAAGCAGACCCAUGAGGCUGUACAUUGCAGCCUCGGAAUCAACUAUAGGAAGUAUGUUAGUUCAAGAAAAUGAUAACGGUGUCGAAAGACCGGUGUAUUACCUUAGUCGAAUGUUAAAUGAUCCCGAAACUAGGUAUAGUGAUAUAGAAAAACUAUGCCUGUGUCUGUAUUUCUCUUGUAUGAAGUUGAAGCAAUAUAUAAAACCAGUUGAUGUGUAUGUUUCUUCGCAUUCUGAUAUUAUUAAGGACAUGUUGCCUAAACCAAUUUUGCAUAGUCGAAUUGGUAAAUGGGCAUUAGCAUUAACGGAAUAUUCCCUAACAUAUGCUCCUCUGAAAGUAGUGAAAGGUCACAAAAAUGGAACGGGUAUUGGAGGAAUCAUAGUUUCUCCAGAUGGAAUUCCAGCAGAGUUCAAGUACUCAAUAGCUGGUAUGUGUACCAACAAUGAGGCUGAAUAUGAAGCCUUAAUAACUGGACUUGAACUACUGCUAAAAUUGGGGGCAAGGAAUGUCGAAAUUAUGGUAGAUUUUGAGUUGGUAGUAAAGCAAGUCUCCAAGGAGUACAAAUGCGUUAAAGAAAAUCUAAUUAUGUACUUCGUGGUUGCAAACAGAUUUCUUAGAAGAUUCAAUUCAGCGAAUAUUCAACAUAUACCCAGGCAAGAAAAUCAAGAAGUCAAUGAUCUAGCGCAAGAGGCGUCAGGAUAUAAGAGAGGCGGCGAUGAAGAGCCUGUUCAGGUGAGAGAAAAAAUUCAAGCAACUGUGCUAUCCCCCUCAGACUUGUCUGUAAUAAAAAUAUGGGCAAUCGACGCCAAAUAUUUCGAGAUUUUUACAGUCGAUAACGGACAGGAAGAUGACUGGCGUAAACCAUUGGUGGAAUAUUUGCAAAACCCUACAGGUUCGACAGAUCGGAAAAUAAAGUACAAGGCUCUUAGUUUCGUUUUGUUGGAAAACGAACUAUUUAAGAAGACAUCUGAAGGAGUGUUGCUCAAGUGUCUGGGAGAUAGCGAAGCUUAUCUGGCCGUGUCGAAUGUACACAGCGGGGCCUGUGGAGCGCAUCAAGUUGGCCAUAAGAUGAAGUGGACUCUAAUGCGUUCAGGGGUUUAUUGGCCCUCAAUGUUAAAAGAAUGCAUAGAAUUCGCAAAAGGAUGUCAAGAGUGUCAGAUGCACGGGGGCAUCCAGCACGUCCCUGCAAGUGAAUUGCAUGCUAUUGUGAAGCCUUGGCCAUUCAAAGGGUGGGAUUUAGACGUAAUUGGGGAAAUAAAACCAGCUUCGUCGAAACAGCAGAGGUAUAUUUUGGUCGGUAUCGAUUACUUUACAAAGUGGGUCAAAGCUAUAGCUUUGAGAAACGUUGACCAAGAAGCUGUGAUAGAUUUCAUACAAGAUCACAUCAUAUGUCAAUUUGGAAUACUAGAGACUAUAGAAACCGAACAAGGAACCGUGUUCACUGGAAAGAAAAUGCAGGAGUUCGCCCAGGAGGUUGGCAUAAAGUUAUUGACGUCGACACCGUAA